UCCGAAGGCAGGAGUGCGCCUGCGCGGCACCCUCAGGCGGUCGAAGAUGGCGUUCGCUCAAAAGCUGUACCGGUUGGUCUUUCGUCGCACCUCCACGUUAGUGUUCACGGUCGUGGUGGGCGCGGUGAUUUUCGAGCGGGGCUUCGACCAGAUCACAGAUAAUAUUUUCUACCGACUGAACGAGGGGAAACUAUGGAAAGACAUCAAGCACAAAUAUGAGCUGAAGGAGGAGUGAGGCACAGCAGCCCUGGAUUCCUGUCGGACCCUCUGCUGUCUUCGCUAAUAGCCCUUUUAUUUGUCGCCAGCUGUUAAACCAGCAAAUGUUCAUCCUUGUAUGAUAGCCAGAGGACACUAUUCCAAGUGAUGAAGAGAUUUGCAUGACUUUUUUUUUUUUUUUUGCUGAAAAGCAACUUAAUAAAAUGCACUCUUAAGAC
This is a messenger RNA of Python bivittatus (Burmese python), 434 nucleotides long. RefSeq names its product ubiquinol-cytochrome c reductase, complex III subunit X (gene UQCR10). Gene Ontology annotation, biological process: mitochondrial electron transport, ubiquinol to cytochrome c. The record is from RefSeq and is a predicted model, not a curated record. Lineage: Eukaryota; Metazoa; Chordata; Lepidosauria; Squamata; Pythonidae. Gene Ontology annotation, cellular component: respiratory chain complex III.